AUGGCCAUGCAGCGACUUACUUCGAUCGCCGCCCAGCUGGCACCCAGCAAGUCCGGAAUUGCUGCGAUUACCGCACAGAACCCAGAUGAUGUGGUGAUCACACUGGCAAUUCGGACACCGCUCUGCAAAGGCAAGAAAGGUGGUUUCAAGGACACAGAGCUGGAUUACAUGGUCUAUGCUCUGCUGAAGAAAGUUCUGGAGAAGAGCAAGAUUGAUGCGAAUCUGAUUGAGGAUGUGUGCUUGGGUAACGUCUCUGAUGGCAAGGCUGCCUACAAAGUUCGUGCCGCUAUGCUCGCAGCUGGCUACCCAACCACUGCUGGUGCAAGCUCAGUAAAUCGCUUCUGCUCAUCUGGUCUGAAAGCUGUGCAAGAUAUCGCCAAUCAGAUUAAGGAGGGCAGCAUUGAUAUCGGUGUUGCCGUUGGCGCCGAGUCCAUGAGUGCUGGUGGUGACAGACUCGAGAAACCCUUCCACGAGGAAAUCACCAAGAACCCUGAUGCGAAUGAUUGUAUGCAGCCCAUGAUUCAGACCUCGGAAAAUGUCGGUGCGGAUUUCAAUAUCAGCAGAAAGACUCAAGACACAUAUGCUUGUGAAUCAUUCAGAAGAGCAGAGGUAGCGCAAAAGGCCGGCUGGUUUGAUGAUGAGAUCGUGCCAAUCGUCACAAAGGUUAAGGAUCCUAAGACUGGUGAGCUCAAGGAAGUCACAGUUACCAAGGAUGAGGGUCCAAGAUACGGCACUACUGUUGAGUCACUCGGCAAGAUUAGGGCUGCUAUGCCACAAUUUGGUGACAGGACUACUGGUGGUAAUGCUUCGCAGGUAACUGACGGAGCUGCCGCCAUCCUCCUCAUGAAACGCUCAAAGGCUCUCGAGCUCGGUCAGCCAAUCAUGGCCAAGUUCGUCGGCGCAACAGUCGCUGGUGUCCCACCAAGGAUCAUGGGUAUCGGUCCUUCCGUCGCCAUUCCUAAGCUUCUCAGCAAGUACGGCCUGACCAAGGACGACAUUGAUAUCAUUGAGAUCAACGAGGCUUUCGCCUCGAUGGCAGUGUACUGCUUAGAUACGCUCGGUCUAGACCACGCCAAGGUUAACCCAAGAGGUGGUGCUAUAGCACUUGGCCACCCGUUGGGUGCCACUGGUGCACGACAGAUUUGCACUAUCUUGUCAGAGGCACGAAGAUCGAAAAAGAAGGUGCUCUUGACGAGCAUGUGUAUCGGUACUGGGCAAGGCAUGGCUGGUCUGUUCAUUAACGAGCAAGUGUAA
Messenger RNA from Lithohypha guttulata, 1254 nucleotides. RefSeq lists its product as uncharacterized. Bases 1 to 1254 code for a protein of 417 amino acids. Gene Ontology annotation, biological process: phenylacetate catabolic process; fatty acid beta-oxidation. Gene Ontology annotation, molecular function: acetyl-CoA C-acyltransferase activity. NCBI's taxonomy places the organism in Eukaryota, Fungi, Ascomycota, Eurotiomycetes, Chaetothyriales, Trichomeriaceae. The transcript is spliced from 3 exons. The record is from RefSeq and is a predicted model, not a curated record. Gene Ontology annotation, cellular component: peroxisome.